GAUUGGGAUUGUAAAGAUGGCCAGCAAAGAUGACGACUAUGAAUGGACAAAGGAUGAUGAUGAUGAUGAUGAUGAUGAGGAAGAAGAGGUAAAGCCUCCAGCGCCACCGGCCAAGAUGGAACAUUAUGAUGACCUCUAUCUCUCAUCCAGUGACCUUUCAUCUUCAGAUGAUGAUGGAGAAGCGAUUGCUGCAACAUCCCCUGGAGAACGACAAGAUUCUAAAGAUACAGAAGAGCAAGAUGAAGAGGAUGAUGAACCACCGGUGAAACGUUCUAAGACCAAUUAUGAUGAUGAGAAUCUCUCUAUCUCAUCCUCCCCGCCAUUGUCUCCUGCUAGUAGUGUAUCAGCGGAUGUGAUCUCACAAGAGAAUACUACCAGCCCCUCAACUCCAAAGAUGCAAGAACAGGAGACAUUGGAUGACGAAAGCGGAAACGAAGAAGAAGAGGAUGAAAAGGAGAGAGAAGAAACACCCAAAGAAGGAUUGAACGAGGGAAAAGAUGAAGAAGGAGAGGAAGAUACAGGGGGUGUACAAUUGCCCCUCUUUAGUGGUAUAGGGGGUAGUCUAGAGGAUUCCAUUAGUAGACCUAGACUUCAUGAGGAUGUAGGGUUGUCACGGCAACCAGAUGCUGGUGAAGGCGUGUCAGGGAGUAGUGCUGAAGGAGAGCAAGGAGAAUCAGGGAGCCUUGGUAGAGAUACAGGAGACAAGGAGAAAAAUGCUCCAGGAGGCUCCAAGGGUCCCUCAGAAGAUACUCCAUCGGCUCCAGUUGAUCCAGUCAGGGAGGCCUACCGUAAGAAAGCAAGGCUUGAUGCAGAAGAAAGACAAAAAAUGCAAAUUCUUGUCUCGGCCUUCUCAGAGGAACAACUCAACCGUUACGAGAUGUUCCGACGAUCAUCAUUUCCGAAAGCCGCAAUCAAGCGCUUCAUGCAGUCCAUCACUGGAAGCUCCGUGUCACAGAACGUUGUGAUCGCUAUGUCAGGCAUUGCCAAGGUGUAUGUUGGAGAGAUCGUUGAACAUGCCCUAGACGUCAUGGAACAGUGGGGUGAUGUACCCCCUCUACAGCCAAAACACAUACGGGAAGCUGUGAGAAGAAUGUCAAGCGAGGGUGGCACGGCGCAUUUCAGGAGGACUAGAGCCUUAUUUAGUUGAUGAACUGCAAUUGUAUUUUCCAGACAUGUGACAUUAAAUAGAGGAUUAACUGCUGUCACCUCAAUAGUGGGCGUUGUGGCGUGCACCUGUAAUCCAAGCUACGUGGGGAAGUUACAAAUUGAGGCAGAGGUUCGAGGUUCAACCCUGGUCACGUCUUUCGGAUGGUGAUGUUAAAGGUCGGUCCCAGACGUAAAUAAUCAUAUUUGAUUGAUACACGUCUGACAAAACUCAAAUAUACACACCCACCUCAAUACCCAUGGAAGCUUUGAUAAAAAAACUGGAAGGACUUCAUGAAGAAUGUAGUAUUUUCAAUAGAUCUGAUAUACUACGUUAUUUGAGGUUUGAUAACAGUGCAAGAAGAUCUACAGCCCUUGCCCAAAGCUGAGAAUACUCUAGAUAAUGUAAGAACAAUAUCAAGUGAUGGCAUUUUGAGGGGCUUGGAUGGUCUUUGGUAAAAAAAAAACUGUUGCAAAAUAUCUACGAAACUUGAAAGAACUUUUAGCAGUUUGGAGCAUUGUGAUGUGUGCCUGUAAUCCAAGCUACAUGGUGCAGAGGUUCGGAGGAUGGUGAUGUUAAAGGUCGGUCCCAGACAUAAAUAAUUAAAUGGGCACUUCAUCUAGCACAAUGAAUUGUUCUCUUCAUUCAUAAUGGCAAUACUUGUGAAUACCUGUAUGAAACCCAACUAGAAUGUUUCAAAUUCUUGGUUGUAGGAUCGCAAAGUUACUAUAUAUCUAGGAUGACAAUGAUGAUAGUACCCAAAUUAAUUAAAUCAACAAGUGAGGGUCUCUUUUCAUGAACAUUUUGUGAUAGCUUUGGGCUUUGACAAAGUUUUCUGGAAAGUAAUGAUGCAAUAAUAGGUUCAGCACACAUUUUGAGUAUUUGGACACUGCUUAACAAAACUGUUAACUCUUCAGAAGCUUAUAAUAGCUUGUUUCUAGUUAUUCUCUAUUUAUCUGAAUGUAUUCAUACAGAGCCCUGAUUUUCAUAUUUGUUCACAUUUGUGCAUGGAUACAGGUGGGUGUUUCAUAAAGCUGUUCGUAAGUUAAGAGCGACUUUAAGAACGACUGGUGAUCCUUUCUUCUGGUAAAUGAUAUUCACCAUUAAAUGUUCAUUGGUGAUUAUUUAGCGCGUAAGAUAGGAUCACCUGUCAUUCUUAAAGUCGCUCUUAACUUACGAACAGCUUUAUGAAAUGGCCCCCGGGACACAUAAGAGCUUCUAUUACUGAUAAACGAGGCCAUUUUAUGAUAGCCUUGUACUUGGAUGUUGUCUUUUAAUACUCUUUUUAGACAACAUGAUAAAGUUUUACGUGUACAUUUUUAUGCUUUUGCGUGUACAUUUUUUGCUCUUUUUAGACAACAUGAUAAAGUUUUACGUGUACAUUUUGAACUUGACUUGUCAGACGUUUUAUCCGACAGUUAUUAUUAUACAGUGCGUCCCACAAAAAACGAAACCUAGAUUCAGUGAUGAUUUAUAAUAACCUAAUCAUAAAUACAAUAAAUGAAUGAUAUAUCAUAGUAAAGCUUAGGGUCUCUACUUUCAUCUGGCACAACGUAGAAGGUUACCAAAAAAAGUCAUUUGACGGGGGGUAACUGAAUUUCAAAAGGAAAACCACAUGCUUAAAAAGUUCAAUAUCUGCUCUUUAUUUUGAUGCCUCAAUCACAGAAAACGGUCAAGAAUUAGCAAACUUCUGUUCCUUUGAAACAAUGCUUGUGAUUGCCAUAAUUACAUAAAAUAAACAUGUUUUCACUUUUUACCUACCGAAGCUAUCACAUGGUAAACAAAAUAUUUUAUGAAUGGCUGAUCAUCAACAAAACGUAGUGUCGAGUUAGUCAGAAAGCUAGCCUGUAAAACCUCUUCAUUUGAUGAAAUUAUUGAAAUUCAAGCCUUAUUUCAGAUAAACAGAACUUUAUUUCUUGACCAUUUUCUGUGAUUGAGGUAUCAAAUUAAAGAGCAGAUAUUGAACAAUUUUAAAAUGUGAUUUUCUUUUUGAAACCCAGAUACCACCCGCCAAGUGACUUUCGGUAUCCUUUCUUCCAAUUAUUUUACUCACUUAUGUUUGAAUGAGAAAUCUUCUAUGAUGUACCAGAUGAAAGAGGAGACUUUAAGCUUGAUAGAGAUAGGUCAUUUGUCUAUUGUAUUUGUGAUUAAGUUAUGAUAAAUCAUCGCUAAAUCUCAGUUUUGUUUUUUUGUGGGACGCACUGUACAGUAAAAUUUAGUCACUUUUGCUUCUCUGCCCAUCAAAACCAAGGAAAGUUGUCAUCUUACAGUUUGUCAGAUAACAAAUGUUGAUUAAACACUCUACAGAGAUGUGAUCAAUAUUCUUGUAAAUAUCUUUUCAUAAAGAAAAACCUUUGUGGUGUUAUAUAUAAGAAGAAUUGUAAGAGCAAUUACAUUCAUUGUAUUUAGUUAUUUUCUCUUUAAGGAUAUUCAUAGCAUAUAAUGAUUAAGAACAUUCCAGAAUGUCUCACUAAAGCUUUGUUAGACAUGAGUAAUAUUUGUUAUUUCUGGAAUUUGCAAACAAUAGAGAAUGUAAACAAUAGAGCCUGUCUGCAGUGGAAAAUGGACAAUAGGAUUAGCUAUUUUGUUGACAUUGUUAAUUUCACUGAGGACAUUCAAGAAUGUUCUAAAAUAAGACUGCUCCAGAAAGAAGGAGAAUGUUCUUUUUAAAGACAAUACUAGAAGCUUCCAGAAUAGUGAAUACUACAAACUUCCAGAAUAGUGAAUAAUUUAUAUAUAAGCUGGCAGUUUCUUCAAGGAGAUCAUCAUAUCAGAUCAGAACUCAGAGUUUCACGCCAGACUUUAUGUCAGAGCAGUUUAUUUCUACCUGGAAUAUUUGUCUUCUGUGGAAUUAUUUGCACGCCAUCAAUGAACUAUUUGCAGUUACUUUGAGAGAGGAAUUCUCAGUUCUCAUCGAAAUCAUCAACCUGUUUUAAUGAACGCUUUUCAACCCAUGGAUUGCUGAAAUUGACUGUUUAAUCAUCAUCAACAUCGUCUUCACGGACAUUUCAACUCGUUACAGUGACUCUUAUUAUUCAUCGUGCUUCAACAUCGGUUUCAUCAUCGCCAUCAUUGUGAACUUUAAUUUACGGAAUCUUCGCCAACCAACUUUGAUUUUAUCUGGACUAUCAUAACUUUGGAAUAACAGCAGAACUGACACUUCAAGAGAUGUACAUGUAAGAUCAAUAUUGAUGUAUGUUUUGUUAGUUUAUGAUUGUUACAUGUACUGUAAUAAAAAAAGGGAAAUCAGAUAUAAAAUCUAAAUUUUUUUUAAUUGUUAUUUGUUGCAGUAUCGUAACAGUGGUAAAAUAAAUUGUAAUACUGUAUGCUUU
This is a messenger RNA of Lytechinus pictus (painted urchin), 4476 nucleotides long. RefSeq names its product transcription initiation factor TFIID subunit 11-like. NCBI's taxonomy places the organism in Eukaryota, Metazoa, Echinodermata, Echinoidea, Temnopleuroida, Toxopneustidae. The record is from RefSeq and is a predicted model, not a curated record. Gene Ontology annotation, molecular function: protein heterodimerization activity; transcription coactivator activity. Bases 17 to 1147 code for a protein of 376 amino acids. The transcript has 5 exons. Gene Ontology annotation, cellular component: transcription factor TFIID complex; nucleus. Gene Ontology annotation, biological process: transcription initiation at RNA polymerase II promoter; RNA polymerase II preinitiation complex assembly.